Geodia barretti is the source of this 2610-nucleotide messenger RNA. The record is from the annotation of a GenBank genome assembly. NCBI's taxonomy places the organism in Eukaryota, Metazoa, Porifera, Demospongiae, Tetractinellida, Geodiidae.
AUGUGUCCACUAGAUAGCCACAUUACUUGCACUAAUGGCACUGUCACUGCAAGAUCUUCCUCCGCAGCCAUGGUUCAAGGGCAGCUAACACUCCAGGCCCUACCAGAUAUGUUGUUUGUGGACAAUGGUGGAGUCCAUGGAGUGGAGCUGGGGACUGUUGUUAGAGCUCGCUGCACUGCCAGCAGCAGCAGCUCAGCUCCCCUCCUGACCUGGUUCAAGGAUGGCGGCAUUCUAGCCAGUGAUGCUCCUCACAUCAGGAUACGGAGCAGCUCUAGUGGUAGCGAGGUGUCUUCAGUUCUCACCGUCGACAACUUUGACAGUGGAGAUAAUGGAGACUACUACUGUGAGGCCAGCAAUGAUACUGACACUCUAGCCAGCACCACACUCAGUCUCUCAGUUGAUUUGGAAACAGUUGGACUGAGCAACACUUUGAAGUCUUACGACACAGUUCGUGAUAAUCGGUCAUCAUUCACAAUAGGAGAUGACUUUGAGCCAAAUCAGUUUACAGAUUCGUGCUGUCAAGUGCUUAGGUGUAUAGCUGGAAUCCCAGGAGACCAAACACAAGCAACAAACAUUAGCCAACUGACAGUGACAUGGCUGAGGAAUGAAGAGGAGGUAGUUCACUCAGCUGGUCAAACAGAGAUAACGAUUGACCUGAGAUAUCUGUCAGCACCGGAUGAGACUAGAUAUGUAUCUCAGCUUCGUCUGCUCCCAUUUGAGACUUCAGACAUUGGAGUCUAUCAGUGUGUGUACUCAGACUUUGACUCUGAUAGGGAGCUGGUGUACAGCACUCCGUUCAGCCUUGACACUGAUAACAGUUCGGAGGUUAUGCUCGAGGCAGUGUCUCCAACAGACAUUAUUCUGGAUCCUCCUGAGAAGCUGGUGAUUGAAGUGGAGUCAUCUGGAGGAUACUACCGCCAUGCCUGCUCCACUUCCUUCACACAACUGACUCUGUUGAGGACCAUGACGGCCAAUGUUCCUAGUGCAGGGACCUUCUCCUUCACAGAGGCAAUACCACGUCCACACUCACACAUUCUGCUGCUCAGUAUCCCACACACAGUGGUACCUACACCUGCUCCUCGCACCAAUGACACCACAAAUAUCACCGAUACCAUCGUGGUUGAAGUUCGAGACCUCAGUGGCUCUGCUAACAUCACCAUAGAGGAAGGAGUUGGACCGUCAGUCAGUAUAGCUAAUAUUGAGACAGCGGUUGCUGGAGAUGACGUCACUCUCAACUGUACUGCUACUGGAGACACUCCACUGGUGUACCAGUGGACCAUAGAGGGCAGUACAACUGUCCUCAACUCUGACAACACCACUGGAACUUUGGAACUGGCAGACAUUCAAGAGAAUCAGUUUGGGACAUAUGUAUGUACAGUGACCAAUGAUCUGGGGAUGGCUACAAGUGAAGUGAUUCUCGAACAAGCAGUGGCUCCAACUGCUGGCAACAACACAACACUCACAUUCAGUGUUGGAGAUGAUCUAGUUUUGAUGGCAGUGUUUUCAGACUUCAAUCUGGAGCUGGAUAGUAUAGUAUGGACCCAGAAUUCCUCCAUAUCACUGAUGGAUGGAGUCACCAUAUCAAACACUGCUCUGAGUCCACCAAGUGCUAGCUCCACACUGACCAGACCUGGCAUCACUGGAGUCUCCUACGGAGGAAAAUACACUGCCACUGCCAGCAACAGGGCUGGAUCUAGUUCAACUACGUUCACUGUCCAUAUUAUUAUUAUGCGGGUACAAUUUCAACUUCGACUUGUGGGUUUGUCUGACUGCUUGCAAUGGAGAGAGAUACAACCAAAUGAAAAGAAGGAAGCAGUGAUCACAGGUGUAACAAGAGCAGUGAAUGAGCUCUGUCAGUGUGACUUUUCCCGUGACUCAUUCAAUGAAAUUGAUGUCACAGCUGGUUUUCAGUGUUUUGAGGCUUCUCCCACUGCAGUUACCUUUCGUGCUGAGAUAAUGGAUAUCGCAAAAGCCAACACCUCACAGCUGAUAGGCUACAUCGAGCAGUGGGUGACCUCUCGGCCUACUAUUGUGGUUCUCGGAUCAAGACUAAGUAUUGAUAGCGACUGUGAGAUUGAGAUUGACAGCUUCAGUGAGCCUGAGUGUUUGGAUACAGAUCGUGAGACUCCUCCAGAGAGAGUUGAUGGUAGCAGGAUUGGGAACCACAGAAAAGCAUCUUACAAAGUUGAAUCUGACUCUGUCUAUGAGACUAUACCUGACUUUCCUCCGAUUGUUGCAAUGGAAUUGACCAAUAUUUCUGCAUCCCGACAUCUGCCUGGCAGCCAAAUCAGCCCUACUUCCAUUCCGACAGAGGAGAAUCCGUCUUAUGCUAUUCACAUUGGUACACAGGAUAAUCCAGCCUACAUUACACAGAGGGGCACAGUGGACGAUCCAACCUAUGAUAAUUAACCCAUAAUCCAAGAAACGUUAACACAGGUGCACAGCCAUCUACAGCUUAAUUAGAUAUAUACAGCCACAGAACCACUGUAAACACUUUAAUGAUAGCACUGAGGCAUGCUCCUCGGCUGCAGUUAAAUUAUACAGGUGGGAAAAUAAUUAUAAUGGAGGAUGUAGGGAUGUCACAUCAUGAAAAACAAAGGAAUGUAAAAG